AUGGAUACAGGCGACUUAAAUUUGCCAGCAUAUAAAUAUCAACUUGAACAAGUAGAAUUAGCUCUGAAAGCUAAACCAGAUGAUCCAGAAUUACUUAAAUUAAAAGAAGAUCUUGAAGAAGUUAUUAAAUUAACCGCUGAUUUACUUGGUUGUGAUCUAUCAAUAUUAAAUUCUAAUGAUCCAACAACAUCAUCAUAUUCUAAUGAAGCAACAUAUAAUUCUGCUUCAUCACAAUCAAAUAAUCAAGUAACAUCAUCAUCAUCAACACGUUCAGCUAUUAGAUGGAAAACAGGUGAUCGUUGUUUAGCACCAUGGAAUGAAGAUGGAAAAUAUUAUGAAUGUACAAUUGAUGAUGUACUUGAUGAUGGUACAUGUACAAUUGUUUUUGAUGGUGUUGAGUCAGUAUCAUUAACUGUUGUUCGAGCAUCGAAAUUAAGGCCAUUUGAUCGAACACGUGUGGAUUUCAAUGGAAUCAAAUCUGCUACUAAUCGAGCUAAAACAAAACGUGAAUUAGAACAACGUUUACGUGAACUUAAACGUCGAAAAAAAGACAAGAAAAUAGCAAAAUUAAAAGAGUUUGAAGAAGAACGUGAAAAAGAUAAAAAACGAUGGACUGAUUUUAAUUCUAAAUUAACUGGUCGAACAUGGAAAGGUGUUGUUUCUAAAUCUAUGGUUAAAACAGAUAAAAAAACUGAACAAUUACGUGGUACAACAAAUGGAAAUUUAAUAUCAAAUUAUAAACCAGCAAAUCCACGACCUUAA
Messenger RNA from Rotaria sp. Silwood2, 762 nucleotides. The record is from the annotation of a GenBank genome assembly. NCBI's taxonomy places the organism in Eukaryota, Metazoa, Rotifera, Eurotatoria, Philodinida, Philodinidae.